GAAGGGGAAAAAAGAGAAGGAAAAAAAACGAAAAGAAAAAGAGAAAUGGCAUGCUCUUGUGCGGCCAGCAAUGGCUUAUUAACGAGCCAGUCCCUGCUAAAAUCCCCGAGUCGCCGUUCAAAGAGAAGAACUUUAGCAUUCACAUCGAUCAGAGCAUCGACCGAGAGCAUGAGCAGCGCGGUGGAGAAGCUGGGCAUCAAGGUCGAGAGGAACCCUCCCGAGUCUAAGCUCGCUGAGCUCGGCGUACGCAAAUGGCCCAAGUGGGGUUGCCCUCCAAGCAAAUUCCCAUGGACAUAUUCCUCCACGGAGACUUGCUAUCUUCUAGAGGGAAAGGUGAAGGUCACUCCAGAAGGAGCAAACGAGGCUGUCGAGAUUGGUGCAGGUGAUCUGGCUGUGUUCCCAAAAGGAAUGAGCUGCACUUGGGAUGUCUCGGUCGGCGUCAACAAGCACUAUAACUUUGAGUAGGUAUGCCCUUUUGAUGGAGCAUGCUUUCCCCCUUACUUAGAAGAGUUCUAUAUGUAGUGCUGUUUUGAGAUUUGGCCCAGAGAAACUCAAGUUGUUACUCAGUUGUGUGCUGCCAUGCGGUCUCUAGAUUGUUAUGGUGCCUUAGCAUGUUAACUCGUACGUUUUUCUCAAAAUCUUUUACCUUGGCUCUGAAUUUCAAAAA
Messenger RNA from Rhodamnia argentea, 667 nucleotides. RefSeq lists its product as uncharacterized. The coding region runs from base 46 to 465 and encodes 139 amino acids. The record is from RefSeq and is a predicted model, not a curated record. Lineage: Eukaryota; Viridiplantae; Streptophyta; Magnoliopsida; Myrtales; Myrtaceae. The transcript is spliced from 2 exons.